Molecule: messenger RNA, 12133 nt
Organism: Odontomachus brunneus
Lineage: Eukaryota; Metazoa; Arthropoda; Insecta; Hymenoptera; Formicidae
Product: zinc finger protein castor homolog 1-like
Exons: 11
Coding region: 1394-6403 (1669 amino acids)
Biological process (GO): regulation of neuron differentiation; positive regulation of transcription by RNA polymerase II
Cellular component (GO): nucleus
Molecular function (GO): RNA polymerase II transcription regulatory region sequence-specific DNA binding; DNA-binding transcription factor activity, RNA polymerase II-specific
Source: RefSeq, a predicted model, not a curated record
GCCACGCGCACUCUCCUCUCUGACAUUCCGGGCUCGGUGGAGAAGCCGGAGAACCGGAUAGACCAUCCGAUAUUCCUUCGUGGCGACAAAAGCAUCAUUAUCGGCGGCGGGGUGGCGUCCGUCGUCGUCGUCGUCGUCGUCGUCGUCGUCAUCGUCGUCGUCGUCGUCGUCGUCGUCGGCGUUGUCAUCGUCGGUUCGGGGGUGGCGGUGGAAACGCGCGCGCGGCGAGCAAAUUUGCGCGAGUCUAAGGAAGACGCGAAGCGAACCGCCCUCUUCGGACGCGAGGUCCGGAAGACCACCCCCACUUCUUCCCCCUCUCGAUCGGACGCGGGCGCGCGAGCGCGCGCCUCCCUCUUCAUCGCGGGUGCUUAGACAGCCUCGGGAAUCGAAGACACACAUCGAGUUCCACGGGUGGAGAACCCGCGCGGCUCCUACGCGAUUGACCCUUCCGAGCAACGAGGACUCGUCGGAGCGACAGUUUCCGAGCGUCGCGACUACUCCCGGAAAUGACCCGCUUCUCACGAUCGCGUCUUGGUGCCGCGUACUCGGUCGGGAACGUUGAUUAGGUGCGACCUGCAUCCAUCGGUGUGCCAUUAUCGAAACUGUCGCCUUUAUGCCCCUUUGAUCCAAGACAAGAAACGAUCUUUCCUCUCCUCCCCCCACCUCCUUCCUUCCACAUCGUGACAAAUUAGCAAUUCUAGUUUGUGGAGAGUCUUUGGACCGCAAUUUGGGUUCAACAUAGUGCGUCAUGAGACUUAAUCACCAGAACGAGAAAAAUUAGUGUUGAUCGAUUGGGAAGGCCACUAAAUCCUCCAACUGAGAGGCCAGGCUUGACCGAGGAUGUCGUAUAAUCAUUUGAACACUUCCCGGAGUCCGAGGAGUGAUAGUGUUCAGGGUGGCGCGCAAAGUGUUCGCAUUUUGGUGACCGGUGACAGUCGGUGAGGGUGGAAGUGGUCUCGGGGUGUUGGAAUCAGAGGUGGACGAUCUCGAGGAGCUGAUGUCUGUCCCGUAUUUUCCGUGAAAUAGUACUCCCCCAACAAGUCUCAGAGAGCUUCGUAUCGGAGGUCGAUCGUUGAUUGGAUCGGUGUGAUCGGCGACGAAUUCAAAGACUGUAAUCUGGAUUGUUCGGUGUGAGUGAUCUCGAUCGCAGACCCUCUGCGAGUUUGGUGCGCGAGCUGUAUUGAAUUGUCACAUAUUGGAGUGAAGAGACCGAGGUUGAAUAGUCGGGGUGAUUAGUGUGGAUAAUCGGUAACUGGCUUGCUGGGUUCGUCGCCGGAGCACGCGUCAGAACUAUGGUGAUCAUACCGAUGGGAGUGCUUCGUGGAAGGAACGGUGAUACCAACUAGAGAGGAAGAGGAUGCGCUGAGGAGCCGGCUGGUUCGCGAGGUUCGAGAUGUCCGCCGUAACCAGCCCGUAUGGCCCGCCGGACAUGCUUUCCGACUCGGUCUACAACUACGCGACGACCCGACGGGGCGCCGCCGAUCAGGACAGCGACUCCCAGUACGAGACCCAGGCGCAGUUGCAGAUUACCAGCAGCAUACAGAAGCCGCGGAACAAGCGGAAGAACUUCAAGCCUAUAAGCAGCCGGAUGGCGGAGGUGUCGGACGAGUCCGAGAGGGACGAUGAUGAGCCGGAGGUCGUGGAGGAGAGCUCCAGCGAGAUUCUCGAGUACGAGAGGAAGACGAUGCUGUUGCCGGCCGAGGAGAGAUCGAAGCAGAGGCUAAACAACAACGAGGUCAGCCCGAUGGAUCUCUCGGUCACCACCAGGCCGCCCUCCUCCGACGACGACAGUGCGGACUCCCUCAGGCACAAGUUCAUCCUCGAGCAGCUGAGGUCGCAAAAAUUGUAUUCUCCCGGCACCGAGGCGAGAAGUCCAAACUCCGAUUCGUCGGAGAGGAGCGGCAGCGCCGUCUUAGACGCGGAGUCGUCUCGUUUGGACGACCAGGACACCCAGUUCGAGGACGAGCGGGGCAACGACGCGGAUGGCGAGGCCGAGAUCGAGGAGCGGAAGCCCUUCGAGGGCAUGAGGGAAUACGCGGAGUCGACGAUGCAAGAACUCCUAGCGAUCUAUGGGCUGGCAGGAGGCGAGCUGGCGAAGUCGGUCAGCAGGCAACUGCCGCCCACGUUCCUCAACCCGAGUGUUGGUCAGCAGACUCAAGGAAAGAUGAAGGUAAAGGAAGAGAAGGACGCCUCCUCCAUGGCACCCGGAAGUCCACCCACGCCUCCUCAUACCCCGCAAAGUCCGCAACGCGCGAUCCCACCCCUCGGCAACCUGUCACAGUCCUGUCAAACGUCAAACGCGAAUUCGCCGAAUCUACAACAGCAGCAGCAACAGCAACCCCAACAUCAUCAACAGCAACAGCAGAAACAACAUCAAUCUCAAGAGCAACAACAUUCCCUGCACGCCAUGGCCAAUUCGUCCCUGAAUCAAAUACUGGUGCAGAAUCCAGCGCUGGCGCAACUGCUGCAGCAGAAUCCCGCGAUCCUGUCGCAGAAUCCGCAGUUGGCGCAGCUGCUGCAACAGAAUCUACAGGUUCAGAUGGGCAGCGUGCUCUUUCAGAACGUGAGGCGGGAGGAACCCGAGGAAUCCAGAGUACCGCCGACAAUAGCGAGCCUGGCGGCGAUGAAGGUGGAGGCAGCUGACCCGAAGGUUUCCGCUUUAAUCAGACAGAGCAUGUCUCCCGUGGCGGAUUCCUUGAUCGGUGGCUCAAAGACAUCGGUGUCGCAGCCGAUCAUCGAUUACUCCCGAUACGUGAGGAGAUACACCUCGAGUCAGGAAUGCGGCAGUACGUAUUGUAAGGAACUGGGUUGCAGGGAGCACUUUCAUUGUCUGGACUGCAGCGGCCGGGUGUUCGUGAAGAAGGAGGAGAUGAUCAGGCACUUCAAGUGGCACAAGAAGAGGGACGAGUCCUUGCAGCACGGCUUCAUGAGAUACUCGCCGACGGACGAUUGCUCGGAGAGGCAUCCCGGCCGGGCCUGUCCGCACAAUAGAAAGCAAACCCACUAUCAUUGCAUCCACGAGAAUUGCGACAAGGUGUACAUAUCGACAUCGGACGUGCAGAUGCACGCGAAUUACCAUCGCAAGGACUCGGCCAUCAUACAGGAGGGCUUCCAGCGGUUUCGGGCUACCGAGAAUUGCGCGACCGAACAUUGUCCGUUCGUUGGCCAACGGACCACGCACUUUCACUGUCGGCGACAGGGAUGUCGGUUCACGUUCAAGAAUAAGGCCGACAUGGACAAGCACAAAUCUUACCACAUCAAGGACGAGCAACUGUCGCGCGACGGCUUCAAGAAGUUCAUGAAAUCAGAGGCCUGCCCCUUCGACCAGUGCCGGUUCUCUCGGGUUUGCAACCACAUUCACUGUAUACGACCUCAUUGUAGCUACGUUCUGCACUCGUCCGGCCAGCUCUUCUCGCACAAGCGGAAACACGAGCGCCACGAGUCCGAGUUGGCUUACCGGAAGUACAAGCAAGUCAGUACGGUAAGUGGCAUGCGUCCCUCGGGGUCAUGGGCGCCGGACGAAUUGAGCGCUCAGAGUUUGUCCUUAAGUCUGAACGGCGAGAGCUCCAAUGAAGGGAGAGGCUCUCCAUCGUAUUACUCCUUGGAAGACUCCUUCCAAAGCGGCAGCGAUCUCGCUAUGGACCUCACCGCCCCGACCACCACCAUUACGGCCAGCGGAAGUUCCGUUAGUCUUGAUCAACAACAGCAUCAGCAGCCCCAACAACUGACCGCCGCCGAAUUGGCCUACCUAAUGCCCGCAAGUUUGGAAUGCGCGUGCAACGCGGGUCGGGAGCACCAUCAUUGCGGGCUGGACCGUUGUGGCGCUACCUUGAAGGAUCCCCGUGAAGUUCGAGAGCACCUGAAGGAGCAUGAGACGCAGGAGCGCAUAACGGACGCUUUCUUCGAGGAGGGCGGCUGCGAUGACAGCUGUCCGUACGCGGACAAGGAGAAGCAUUAUCACUGCAAUUGGGAGAACUGUCGGGAGGUGAUACUCUCCACCGACAAGCCGUUCCGCAGGCUGCAGCAUUACAAGAUUCACGAGUACAGCCGGCAGUUGAAUCUCUCCUGUUCCUCGCAUACUCUCUCCUCCGACGUCACGUUGACCCACCUGACGAACAUCGACGCGAUGUUCAGGCGGAAGCGCGGCAGACCGCCGAAAAAUCGGGUGAUCGAGAUCUGGUCGGGAGGCGACCCCGCCACGCACACCCACGACUCACCGCAAGCGAUCUUCACGAGUUUCAAGCUGCCGAAACCGCAGACGCCGAGUCUGACGCCCAUUUCGUUGCUGGAGGAGCGAGAGGGCAGCGUGUCGCCCUCGAACAGUCUAGGAGAGCCCGAUGGAUUCGCCACGUACAAUCCAGAGGGAUGCCCGGACACGGCAUGUGCUCUCAGAUUGACCAAGCAUCAUCACUGCUCGCAACCGCGCUGCCAUUUCUCCACCGAACGACCGGAUCAGCUGCUGAUGCACAGCAAGGACUUUCACGACAACGUCGACAUACCGCCGGGUUUCGCCUUCUACGACAAGAUGGUCGACUGCCGGCUGGCCGGCUGUCACAGCAAUCGCGUGAAUCGGCACUUCCACUGCACCCGACCGAACUGCGGCUACUCAUUCGUCAGGUACUCGACGAUGGCGUUACACGAGAAACAGCACUCCGGUCACAGCGAGUCCUGUGCUCAGGAAUCGAGCAAUCAGGAGUGCCAGACGCAACCGCAAUCGUUUGUUCAAGAGACGAAACCCAGGAUUCAAGUGAAAAAUCCCGCCGAAUUAAUCGACAAGCCCGAUGAGACUUUAUCCGCGGGAGACUCGGACAACAGGACGAUGAUCGAUGACAAGGAGUCCGAGCUCGCGAGUCCCGAUAGCUGCAAGACCACCGUGGUGAGGGCGGCUGGCACCUAUUAUCCGGUCAGCGGACCGCCGAGCGAACCCGCACUUCCGGGCGUCGUGCUAUCCAUGCGAGCUUCCGUGCACCAAGAAUCACCGGUCAUGCCCUCGAUGAGCUCAACCUCGCCGCACACCCUCUACGGACCGGAGCAGAGCUGCAGCAGACCGUUCUGCAAGCUGAAGCGCAAGAAUCACUACCACUGCAACGCGUGCAACCAGGCCUUCUCCGAGCUUGAUCGUCUGGUCGCGCACAUAGCGAAACACUCGACCGGUGCUAUCCUCAGCCAGCAGCAGCACGACGUGGUCAGUCCGUCGCCGAAUCAGCUGCAGCACGAUUACAUCGCGCAGUUGUCGCAGAAACACGACUUUAUGACGCAGAACGCUCAGAUGGCGCAGAACAUACAGAAUUUUCAGAACCAGAUGCAGCGACAGAUGCAGCAGACCCUCGGUCAGAUCGGCCAACAGUCGUCGUCCCAAUCGAAGGACAUCAAGCUGGAGAAACCGAGAUGUGGCACCGACAUCGGCGUGCAGAACGUACCGAACGUCAAGCGAGAGCCACCCGAGAGCACUCGGGACGACGGCAACAACCCCGUGGUGGACAGUCACGAGAACGGCCAAUUGCCGCAGCCACCGAUUCCACCUAAUGUGCAGCAACCGUCGGUACCUACCAGCUUCGAGCUCGAUCUCAGCCACGGCUUCCACUUUCCCAGUCCCGCCGUGAUGGCCGCUAUGAAUCAGCAGAUCGCUCUCAUGAAUCAGGCUCUACCGCCGUUUCUUCAGCACGGCGGCAUGUACGCCGGCGGACCCGGCCUGAUGUUUGCACCCGGAUUGCCGCCGACCAACUUCCUCCCACCCGCGAGGGACGAGAAUCCCCUAGCGUCAUUGGCAGCUAAUCUCAAUCUGAACAAGAGAUCUCUUUCACCACCGGAUGCUAACUCGCCCGAAGCGAAGAAGCAACGACUCCAUCACUCUAUGCGGAUGCUGAAGGACGAACCAGUGCCGGAGGGAUACGUUAGGUUCAGGUUCAACGAAGACUGCAGGUACCCCCAUUGCGGCUACAGAGAACAUCAGACUCACUUCCAUUGCAUGCGUCAAGACUGCGGUUACUCCUUCUGCGAUAAGACUCGCUUCGUGCAGCACACCGCGAGGCACGAGCGGCUGGACACUUUAAUGGGGGGUGAUUUCCAACAGUAUCGGGCCAACGUACCCUGCGGACGGGCUCAGUGCGCGUACACGUCGUCUCUCGGCUCAAUGCAGAACAAGGCGUCGCACUUUCAUUGUCUAAAGUGCGACUUUGUCUGCACGGACACGAACAAGGUGGUCGCGCACCGGCGGCAACACGCCAAGUUGGACAGCAUCGCCGCGGCGGGCUUCCAGAAGUUCACCCCCAGUCAACCGUGCGGCGGCGUGCAGUGCCAACACUCCGGCAAGCAGACGCAUUACCAUUGCCUGCAAUGCCAGUACGCGGUGCUGGGCCUGGCGCAAAUGUCGGCGCACAAGUACCGGCACAUGGACACCUAACGAUCUCCCGUGGAAGUCCUGCGCCGCGUGCAGCAGGCUCGAAUAAAGCAUUACCUUGGUCCCUGUAGACAUUCCCCCGAGAGAAUGGCGCGGCCACCUUCCUCCGAGUAGGUGUCGAAACGAGCGGAACCGUUGGUAGGUAGGUAGGGAGAAAGGAAGGAAGGAACCGGAGGCUAGUCAGCGACUUCGUCUCAGCUCGGUGAUCGUCGUCGACAAUUGUUCCGUGAAACAGGAGGUCGAACAGUCGUCCGCGAAACUCCGGAAGGGGCCAAUAAGGCAGAUUCCUAGUCCCUAUAGACAUUCCCCGAGAGAGAAAGAGAGAAAGCGGAAGAAUAAGAGAUCGCUCGAGUGCCUCGAUCGAGGCGUCGUUCCUGCGGACGAUUCGCGGCAACCGGUAGGGGGCUAGUCAGUAACAAUUACCUUCGGGAUAAGUACUACAAAAAUGGAUCGAGAACUCUGAGUCAAGGUACGCCCGCGAUCCUCGCGGCUACAUCGUGGAAACAUUGUUGAGACGACUCGAUCUCUCCGUAUUUAGGAUCUAAAGAACUGGGAACCGUUGAUAAGAAAUCGAGUUACGGUCGUAAUCGAGAAGUCUUUCCAGAGAAGUUUCCGGAAACGGACACGGACGUGAGAUAAAUUCAGCCUGUAUAAGGUUCACACACACACACACACACACACACACACACACACACACACACACACACACACACACACACACACACGUACACACACAUACAGUCGAAUCUCAGAAUAGAAUUCUACCGAUGCCUUGGAAACCGGGAAUCAACGAGGGGCGAACGAAACGUGGCGUAGCACCUAAGACAAUAAUACGAAAAUAAGCCUAUCGCAUAGUUUUAGCACGAGAAAAAGACAAACUAUAUAAUAUUUAAUAGGAGAGAAAAGAGAAAGUAACCCCCGUGUACAUUUUCCUUCGUUAGUAUCAUCCUGUGUACCCUCCGCGUGAGAAUAGACCUUACGACGAUCUAGGUAGGAUAGUCCUAGAUGGUAGGAUAGUCUAAUGCGUUAUCGACGAGGAGGAGAGUGGCGAGCAUGGGAAAGGUAAACAAUACGAAACGGCGGAUCUCGAUGACACGAUAAUCCGACUGAGGCUCUUUCUACGCGUUGCGAAGCCGCGGAAAUCGAUGCAAGCAUCAUAUUGCGUCUUUCAAGCUUUACCGCUAAGAAUGGCGAAAUAAGGGAAAAAUAUCGUCUUGAUCGCGAACAUAAUAAACGCCUAUUGCAUCAUUUAUAUCGGCGGCGUAUUAAUAGAGCGUCUCCAUUGCGCAAUCGAUAAAGAGUAAACGCUGCAACAACUAAGAACAUUUUUCCGGUACUCUUAUCUGCCGAGUCAGAGAUUUUCUUUUUCGAAAUAAUCGCUUUGCGCGGAUUUUUCUGUUGAUAAUUGCAUCCGGAGUCAGUGAGAUCUCAUGAUGACACUUUCUAACGCGAUACAAAAGCCCGUCGGGACGCUGCAGUUAUCUGUUCGAUGACACUGAUACAAAUUGUUACCGUGCGUGUCGCCGCGCGAUGUAAACAAGAUCUCUGGUUUCCAUUCCAACGCUAUUCGCGUUCUCGUGAUGAUAACUGACCCGCCUUAACUGCGUCCGCGAUCAUAUCAUACGAUUAGGAAGUUCCAUUGUGAAACCUUACGAACUUCCGCGCGCGUUCGCUUUAGUAAUUCCAAACUAUCCGCUUAAUCGGUGCAACCGAGUGAGUUGAUUGUGCAAUGACACGACGGCCCGUCGUAAUCUUGAAAACACUCCCAGUAGAAGAGAAGAGAGAACUACGUUUUCCAAGACGAAUAAUCGCAAUUGGAGGGUACGCGGUGAGAGUUAGACAAACAGUAUUGAUAAACCGAGAAUUAACUAGACUGCGGUAUCCGAGAAACAAGGGCGGAAGGCAAAAUGAGAGCGUCGAACGACAUAAAGUCGAGAAAAGGAAAAGUUCGUAAAAUAAUAAGCCGGAUACGGACGAGAAGGCGUAUUCAAAAUGUGCUCUGAACAGCGGCCGUUGAUCGAUAUCACGCAAACCGUUCAAUAUAUGUGUGUAUAGUAUAUAUGAAUUGUGAUUUUUUGUGGCGCGAAUCGUUUGGUCGGGAGAAGCAGAUCUCCCGCACUUGUAUUCCUAGAGCGUGCUCAAUGAUAUUCUGUCCGCUUUCAUUCAAUACAAAGUUCAUUUUUCGCGCGCAGCCUUACCGGAUCGAGAGCAGGUUCGUUUUCCUUCUAUGUUUCAAUUAUUACCUCACAGACGACGGGACGGAGACGGGUGCGCGCAGAAGAUCACGAUAUUCUCUUAUCUUCAAACUUGAGCAAAGUUAAUACACGAUUCGUGUGCGUAGGCAGACGGGGAUAUAUAACGACGCCGGAUGAACGAUAAGGGGUAUCCGGAGAGGUUUGCGCGCGAUUCUCGCACGAAGAAUUGCAGAACACACAUAUUCCUCCUCAAGGCGGAUGACUAUAGAUGUAGCACACGAGGAACAUUACGCGACUGCUCGGCGAGAGGUGCCUUUAGGAUUUUCUCCGAACUUUCGUAGGGCCGUGCCUUAGCGAAAUAACGUACAAAACAGACACGCAACGUAGGAAGUUACUUGUAAUUGCAGCCGUAGUGACGGAAGAAACGAGCCCUAAUCGACGAUCAAAUCGCACAAUCGUGCACAGACCUCGUUAGAUUUGCGGACGGUAGAAUCAAAGUCCGAUCUGAUAUUUCAAAUCGUCUUAACCUCAUUUUUCAGAUAAUCCGUAAGUAAAUGUUGUGGCAUUUUAUCACAUUGUUGAGACCGAUUGUUCUCAGCGUCGCCUAAAUAUCUGUUUCCUUUUCCUGUUUCCUGUUAUUUUUUUCUAUAAAGUGUAAGGAUAUUUUACUCACUCAACAAAAGUGAUUUUACUUGCAUAUCAUUUAUCAAAAUCGAAUUUCAUACAAAAAGUUCUGAAGUAUUUUAAUUUUUUUUAAGUGAACACAACUUUUUUAUUUGUUUAAUUUAUCAAGAUUGAGCUCCAUGGAUACAAGUUUUCAAAAUAUCUUUUUUUUUAUAAGUGAGCGAUUUAUUUUAUAUUUAAUUUAUUAGAAUCGAGCUCUUGAUGUAAUGAAAUGUUUUGAAGUAUUUUUAUUUCUUUCAAGUGUGAUACGCUGUCAACAAUGUUGCACCAGCAGAACAUGAAUUUUCUCGUGGUUAAUAAUGGUUAACAGUGUGUUAAAACGAAUUUAAGAUGGCCUUGAAUAUGAAAUCGCAUUAUGACUACCGUCAACUUGCCGGCAUGAUCGAAUUUCGGAGCGCCGUGAAUUUCGAUAUAGCGGUCGAUCGCGAUUAGAGAAACAAAUCAACGGAAACGUGCUCGGCGAUUACCAUAUCGUCGAACACGGUGAGUUUCUUGGACGGGAUUAUUUUCUAGAUCACUUUAGUUGGCCGACUGGGAGACGGUCGUAGACGUAGCGAGAUUGGAAAACAUUAGUGCCUUAAAUAAUACGUGUCGAACUAGAUGAAACGCCACCGAGCACAGUCGCCAAGAUUUAGAAAACCAUUUUAACGUUUCUAGAAUUUUUUAUGGAACAUGUACGACUCAUUCGGGAGGAAUUGCUUAAUUCUUAAUUCGCGCCACUGACUUCGCCGUUGAGAACCCUUUUCCGAUGCUUCGCGUGUAAAAUUAGAUAUCUCGAGAGAGAAAAGCUCCAUACAUAACUUACGCUCCGCGGAAAGUUCCUUAAAAUCACGGUCAACAAUGUGUGCGCGAAUAAUACGAAGAAACGCGGAUGUCAGCAAAAAUAACUUGUUAUGUCUGCUUUCGCUAGCACGUGAUUUAAUAAUGAUCCCGACAGAAAGUGGAAAAAUCUCACAGAGUUGCAUCAGACAGUAAAAGGAAUGAACUUCAGCACCGUGAAGGAGAAAUUGAUACUUUGUAACAUUAUCAUAACCCAAACGUGUCUGCUCUUAAUUAAGAUGGCGACAUUUUGCUUCUAUCUCGCGUCGCAACGAGUGAUAAUGGUCGCCUGUCUAGUGCUCUAAUUUAUGUCGUAAACAUCGGUCAGCAGUCAAUUUGUAAAACGAUACCGUUUCCCGCCCAAACACCACGCGCGUAAUCGAAAUUCAUAUCCGGCAUCUUUCAGACACGAAUGACACCUUAGGUAGGAGAAAAAUCUCGCGAGACGUCACAUAUCAAAACUACUACCAUUAAUUGUUCCAACUACUGUAAUAAAAAGGGAGAAGUCAUGCUUCAUCAUCAAAGAUGUGUCCUCCUCCAGCAGGAGGAGCGCCGAUUGCGUAUAUUGCGGCAAUAACUGUGAAGUAAAAAAUUAUAAGACACUCUGUACAAAAAAUAUGGACGUUUUGAGUAAUAUAAUGAGAACGAACUAUUUAUUUUAACAAGACGUGUCUCUUAUCCAUUGUGGCCCGUAGUCGGUAAAAGAAAUGAAACAGAUCGAUGGAGUUUUGUGAAGGCUACAACACGGUUUUCACGAAGCUCGCGAAAUAAUCGGGAAAAUUAUAACGUUUGGCGAAUAAUACUCGGUCCUUACGAUUUUCCACUUCACAGUACCGAAACCAGAGAUAGCCGAGUGACAUCGACAUAAUCACGAUGAACCUAGAAGAACCUAGAUCCUUCGGAUCACGCGCGAGUCGAAGGACACAGAGAGACUACAUAGACGUUCUUAAUAGUUUUCUUUUCUUAAAUAUUACAAUAGUAGCAUUCCAUAGCGAGUCGAUAGUCAUCGAUCCUGUCCACGUCGACGGUGCGUCGUCUCUACGCGACGAUUUGGCAAAAAUCGCGGAGAAAGCUCGCCAAUCCCGAUAUCGUGUGUCGCAUUGGCGACGUAACGCGAUAUCGAAGCGGAUACCAAUCCCGGAGGGCGCAGAGAAAAGAGGAGACGAAGAGGAGAGAAGGAAAAACACGAAAGAACGUAUACGCGAAAUCGAAGAUAUCGUUCGCAUCGGGAACGUGGAGAGGCUUCUAGAGCCCAGCCAUUAAACGAGUGCCAUAAAACCACGUUGUAAAAGUCGAAGUACAUUUUUACUAUUGUUAAGUCGAGAGACACUUGCGGGACUACGGAGGAUUAGGCAUGGUCGAUAGACAAAAAUCUGUAUAAUAUUUAUUUAGUGUUUAAUCGACGGGAUGCCCGGGAAGGUAAAGUGCGAGGACGAGGAGAGGAGGGUAGUGGUCGAAAAUGGAGGAUUUACUCGAUCGAAAUAUAAUCGCGACGAGUGAAUUCUGCUUGAAGCUCGGGAGGAAAAUAAAGGAGGAGGUGGAAGAAGAGUUAUUAGCAACGAUAUUUGAUGGUUGCCUUAUAAAUGUCGAACCCCUUUAUAUUACAUACAUAAUAUAUAUAUAAAAUUGGAAUUAUUAUAUAUAUAUAUUAUUAUAUAAUAUAAAAUAUAUACAUAUAUAUAUAUAUAGAUAUGUGUGGUUAUCGUCCGGAAACGACGAAAGCAAAACAAGAGCGGAGCGAAGGAGUUGUAUACCAGUAGAACGUACUGUUAUUCGAAGAAAGCUAGAGAGAUUCUAUCGUAUGUGGUCAUUAGUAUUAAAGUAUCUGCUGUACGGAUCUAAGAGAAAGAAGAAACUAUUAUAUAUAUAAUUUUAUCUAUUAUUAUUAAUAUUAUUAUCUUUUCUUUAUUAUUAUUUUAUUAUUAUUAUUAUAUUAUUAUUAUAUUAUUAUAUUAAUGAUUAUCGAACAACAUCUUAUGUAGCUGUGAUUUUGCUUUUGAAAAGUAAAAAUUAAAAAUAUUUAUAGCAACUGAGA